Messenger RNA from Dendrobium catenatum, 1307 nucleotides. RefSeq lists its product as uncharacterized. Gene Ontology annotation, cellular component: membrane. The transcript is spliced from 8 exons. Lineage: Eukaryota; Viridiplantae; Streptophyta; Magnoliopsida; Asparagales; Orchidaceae. The record is from RefSeq and is a predicted model, not a curated record. Bases 113 to 1108 code for a protein of 331 amino acids.
AAAAAAUUUUUUUUCCCUAUUUUUUGCCUUCUUUUUUCCAUUAUUUCUCCCUCUCUCUGUCCUUCAACCAGUUCUGUAAACAGAACGGUCAAGAAGCUCUUAUCAGCCUGCCAUGGAUUCCGACACUACAGAUCCUUCCUACUGGCUCAACUGGAGAUUCUUCUUCUGUGCGACGGGGAUUCUGUGUUGCAUUGCCCUAGCUUCCAUUUUGAUAUGGAAAUAUGAAGGUUCUGAGCAGGAUGGGGGAGAGCAAGAAGAAGCUCGAAAUGGAAAGAUGGGGGAUUUUCACAAGGAUGGGAUUUGGAUGCCUUGUCUCAGAACAAUUCAUCCUGCUUGGCUUCUGGUUUUCAGGGCUGUAACCUUUGUUCUAUGUGUGGUUCUGUUGGUUGUCGACAUUGUUGUGAAAGGAGCUUCGCAAUUGUACUAUUAUACACAGUGGACAUUUUUCCUGGUAACAGUAUAUUUUGGGCUUGGAUCGUUGUUGUCUACUUAUGGAUGCCUUCAAUAUGCAAAAAUGAAUGAUGAUAGGAUUGAUUAUUUACUCUUGGAUCCUGAGGGUGACAUAUCUGUUUCACCUACAAAUUCUGAAAUUGCAAAUGGCACUCUUACAGUGAAGAAUCGUGGACUGCAUGAGAACCUGAAUAUUCAGAAAAUUGUGAAUCUAGGUGGCUAUCUCUUCCAAAUUAUCUAUCAGACAAAUGCAGGUGCUGUCAUGCUCACGGAUUUCGUCUUUUGGCUUAUCAUAUUUCCGUUUCUAACCAUCAAAGAUUAUGAUCUCAGUUUUCUACAAAUAGGAAUGCACUCACUAAAUGCGGUCUUCCUCAUUGGUGACACAGCCUUGAAUAGUAUGCUAUUCCCUUGGUUCAGGAUUGCAUAUUUCAUGCUAUGGACAUCCAUUUAUGUGAUAUUUCAAUGGAUAAUUCAUGCUUGUAUCUCAAUCUGGUGGCCCUACCCAUUUCUUGACUUGUCAUCAGCUCAUUCCCCAAUCUGGUACUUGGCUGUUACAGCAUUGCAUGCUCCCUGUUAUGCUGUAUUCCCAUUGAUAAUAAAGCUGAAGCAUUAUUUGCUCAAAAAAUGGUUUCCUCACUCCUAUUAUUUAAUCAAUUAGCAAUUAGAUGAAACAAUUAAAGCAGCUUGUUUGGCUCUGCCAAUUUUCUCCGAUGAUUCUUAAGAUUCAAAAAGAAUUCUACUUUGAUUGCAAUAUAAAAGCUUGUAAUCUUCAUAUUACAAUUCCUUCUAAGCAUUGUAAAACUAAAUAUUUACAUGUAAUUGAUGAUUUUUCAAGUAUAUAUUUAUGAAAGUGUUCA